GCCUUGCCGGGUUCCUUCCGCACCUUUCCUACGGUGACCAUGGCUAGCUGCUGCCUCCUUGGGGCCGGACCAUGGGCGGGGACAGUUGCCGGGGUAUUAAAGGGAAGCUCGCCCGCGGCCGGACUGCCUGUACCCGUGCGGCGGCGUCCCUGCAGCCAAGUCUUGCCGGAGGACGUGCCGUGAGAGCCGGUGUCUGGCGGACUGGAGCAUUAAGGAGUAAAGUUGCUGCUUUAAAGACAUCAUCUUCUGGCUUCCACUAAGUCCAGGACAUGUGCUGUAUUCCUGUCUUUGUUCCUCCAUAAGUGAUGUGUGUCUGUCUUCAGAAGCACCCCCUGAGUAACAGUGAUUGGUUUAGAAAAACCUCUUGACCAAAGGCUACUCCAGACAGGAAGUAGCUCAAGCAGGCUCAGGAGAGCAGGAAGUGAGAAGACAGAUGCUGAGUUAAUGACCAGCCCACUAACCUGUUUGAGUUGCUCAGGGAAGUAAAGCAUCUGUCUCCAGAAUGUCUUCAGAAAAUAAAGAGCAGCAUAAUCUUUCACCGAGGGACUUACCCGAAGAAGCCUAUGGCUUCCCACCUGAGCUCCCCCUGGGGGCUCAAAGAGGACCAAGCACUGACUCGAGGCAGUUUGAGCCCAGUGAUCGGAGAAGAGCUUUUCGUAGGAUCCACAUGGAACUCCAUGAGAAACCAGAUACUAACAUCAAACAGCUUGUCAUGAGAAAGCUUCACAAGAGUUGCCAGUGUAACGCAACCAAAGUCAGAAAUAGGAUUUUUGAUUUUUUUCCUGUUUUGAGGUGGCUCCCAAAAUAUGAUCUGAAGAAAAACAUUUUAGGUGACAUGAUGUCUGGCCUGAUUGUGGGUAUAUUGUUGGUGCCCCAGUCUAUUGCUUACUCCCUGUUGGCUGGCCAGGAACCUAUCUAUGGUCUGUACACAUCAUUUUUUGCCAGCAUUAUUUACUUCCUGUUUGGUACCUCCCGCCACAUCUCUGUGGGCAUUUUUGGAAUACUGUGCCUUAUGAUUGGUGAGGUAGUUGACCGAGAACUACAUAAAGCAUGCCCUGACAUUGAUACUACAUCAUCUUCGAUAGCAAUGUUCUCAAAUGGAUGUGUGGUAGUAAACCAUACAUUAGACGGACUCUGUGACAAAAGCUGUUAUGCAAUUAAAAUUGGCAGCACUGUGACAUUCAUGGCUGGAGUUUAUCAGGUAGCCAUGGGCUUCUUUCAAGUGGGCUUUGUGUCUGUCUACCUCUCAGAUGCCUUGCUGAGUGGGUUUGUCACUGGUGCCUCCUUCACCAUCCUCACGUCUCAGGCCAAGUACCUCCUGGGGCUGAGCCUUCCUCGGAGUAAUGGUGUAGGCUCAGUCAUUACUACCUGGAUCCACAUCUUCAAAAAUAUUCAUAAGACCAACAUCUGUGACCUCAUCACCAGCCUUUUGUGUCUCCUGGUCCUUGUGCCAACCAAAGAGCUCAACGAAUACUUCAAGUCCAAGCUCCCGGCACCAAUUCCAACUGAGCUCAUUGUCGUUGUGGCAGCCACAUUAGCUUCUCAUUUUGGAAAACUCAAUGAGAAUUACAAUUCCAGUAUUGCUGGGCAAAUUCCCACCGGGUUUAUGCCACCCCAAGCGCCAGACUGGAGCCUCAUUCCUAAUGUGGCUGUUGAUGCCAUAGCUAUUUCUAUCAUUGGUUUUGCUAUCACUGUAUCACUUUCUGAGAUGUUUGCCAAGAAACAUGGCUAUACGGUGAAAGCCAAUCAGGAAAUGUAUGCCAUUGGCUUUUGCAAUAUCAUACCCUCCUUCUUCCACUGCAUAACUACUAGUGCCGCCCUUGCAAAGACACUGGUUAAAGAGUCAACAGGUUGCCAGACCCAACUGUCCGCUAUAGUGACAUCCCUCGUUCUUCUGUUGGUCCUUCUGCUAAUAGCUCCCUUAUUCUAUUCCCUCCAAAAAUGUGUCCUUGGUGUGAUCACCAUUGUAAAUCUCCGGGGUGCACUUCUGAAAUUUAGAGACCUGCCAAAGAUGUGGAGGCUCAGCAGAAUGGACACAGUUAUCUGGUUUGUGACUAUGCUGUCCUCUGCUCUGUUAAGCACUGAAAUAGGCCUGCUCGUUGGGGUUUGUUUUUCAAUGUUUUGUGUGAUCCUCCGUACUCAGAUGCCAAAGAUUUCACUGCUUGGUUUGGAAGAAGAAUCUGAAAUCUUCGAAUCCAUUUCCACUUACAAGAACCUUCGGAGUAAGUCAGGCAUCAAGGUUUUCCGCUUCAUAGCCCCUCUCUACUACAUAAACAAAGAAUGCUUUAAAUCAGCUUUGUACAAGAAAACGCUAAACCCAGUCUUGGUAAAAGCAGCCUGGAAAAAGGCAGCAAAAAGGAAGCUGAAAGAGGAAACAGUGACUUUCCAUGGGGACCCGGAUGAAGUUUCAAUGCAGCUUUCCCAUGAUCCCUUGGAGCUGCACACCGUUGUGAUUGACUGUAGUGCAAUACAGUUUUUGGAUACAGCAGGGAUCAACACACUGAAAGAAGUUCGCCGUGAUUAUGAAGCCAUUGGUAUCCAGGUUUUACUGGCUCAGUGCAAUCCUUCUGUGAGGGAUUCCUUAGCCAAAGGAGAAUAUUGCAAAAAGGAAGAAGAAAAUCUUCUCUUCUACAGUUUGUCUGAAGCAGUAGCUUUUGCAGAAGAGUCUCAGAAGGAGAAAGGAGUGUGUGUGGUCAAUGGUCUGAGUCUUUCUGGUGACUGAGAAAAUUAAUGAGUCUUUCUGGUGACUGGAAAAGUUAAUAGAAGGAAGAAGAGUGUCUUGCCAGUUUCGGUGUGCAGCAUUUUCUCCUGUGAAGGAGGAAGCAGUGUACGCGUGAGAUGGCUUCCUUUGCAGCUAGCCUUUCGAUAGUCUUGUGUACGGUAGAGCUUUUGGUUGGGUAGAAUCAAAAAGAAGUAACUGUUGUGGCUUCCAGCUUUUGUGCAGAUAGCAUUCUUGGGGUACAGUGUAUAAACAGGACGGAACUGUGAAGCAGCCCCCCAGUUUAAUUGCCUUACUUUAGGGACUGACUGUGUAUCUGAACUCUGCCCUCCAGGACGCAGAGGGAAGUAAAGAUGGGUUUGCUUUACACACACUGGAGCCUUCGCAUGGCUCGGGAGAGGGGG
Molecule: messenger RNA, 3123 nt
Organism: Rattus rattus (black rat)
Lineage: Eukaryota; Metazoa; Chordata; Mammalia; Rodentia; Muridae
Gene: Slc26a2
Product: solute carrier family 26 member 2
Exons: 5
Coding region: 503-2722 (739 amino acids)
Biological process (GO): transmembrane transport
Cellular component (GO): membrane
Molecular function (GO): oxalate transmembrane transporter activity; bicarbonate transmembrane transporter activity; chloride transmembrane transporter activity
Source: RefSeq, a predicted model, not a curated record